Molecule: messenger RNA, 6386 nt
Organism: Colletotrichum scovillei
Lineage: Eukaryota; Fungi; Ascomycota; Sordariomycetes; Glomerellales; Glomerellaceae
Product: PH domain-containing protein
Exons: 3
Coding region: 1570-6030 (1486 amino acids)
Source: RefSeq, a predicted model, not a curated record
CUCGGGGAUUCUCCUACCUUUUUCAGACUUUCUUUCCUCUUUCUGUUUUCCUGGUUUCCGAUUCUCAGUCUUGGUUGUCCUGCUCUUCGAUUCGUCUCGCGUCAUCUCGAAUCUCUCUCUCUCUCUUCCUCGACUACACUUAACCUCCCUCUAACACCAACAGCUCUGAGACACGUACAUACAUACAGACGGAACCCGAAGAUACCCAUGGCUGAAUCCUAAUCGCUGCCCGUCCCGAAACUUCGUUACUUGUUCGCCUGGGUCCCUUUAUUCGUUCCAUCAUCCAUAUUAAUUCCACCUUUUUUUGUGCUCGCCGCGCAAAGAAGUGUGUGCUUCGUCGGUCAGUCGGAUCUUAAGAUUACCUUACAGACCGCGCAACCUCCCUCCCGGCCGCCGAGUCACCCGUAAUCGUACGGAUACAGCACUGCGCAUUGCGUACUGCGCAUCGCUCGUCCGGCCAUUACAUCGCAUCGCAUCCACUACCACCACACGAUAAUCUUAAAGCCGGAGAGAUCCACGAAUCCAACGAACGACCCUUCGGUCUCUCACUCACCCCGAUUCGUAACGUCCCCCCCUACCGAGCAUUCAGAGGAAUUGCGCUAGUCCCAGGGCCGAAGCUGUCGAUUCCGAAACCCUCGAAUCCCCGAAUCCCUUCCCGCGCGAUCGCAUCUCUGCCCAUUCCUCGCAUCCUCGUCUCGACGGGCUAGAGGCGGCCUUGUAGGCUUGUCCUGCUCAUCCAAGACCACUCUUGGUCGCGCACGGCGCAAGUGGGUGUCUCUCAGUAAUUUGGUUGCAUGGUUGCUGGCUUGGCACAACGUCGAGCAAAGCGUCGAGCAAAGCUGCAAAGAUGGGCCGUAAUCGAGGUUCGUGCUCCCACAUUCCCUUCUUCCAGCUCUUGUCGCAUAGUCUUCCCAAGUUCCCAUAUCCUUAGCCUUCUUAGCGCAACUUGCUGCAGUUGGCACACCCCCCCUUCUUCCCAAGUUUCCCAGCCCAGCCCAGUCCUUGCAGGCUUGCACCGGACCAUCAUGCGUAGGAGGCUUUUUUGGUUGCGCGCUGGCGCGUGUUGCUGGCGUGCAUCCCAAUCCUAAUAUGCCCAAUAUCCCUUUUACUGCGCAAUGCUGUUGUUUGGCGGCAUUUACAUCAAAUACCCUUGCCCGGCCUUGUUUUCUGUCCACAGCUGGUCCUGGAUGGCUUUGCAUCACCAGAAUCCUGAACCAUCGUCCUCGCCAUUUAACACUUUACUUCUACCUCUGUCUUCCCUGCCGCUACCCGUCCGCCCCAGUGUCGCCCUGCUCGGCCAUCCUCACCAUCCGUCGUCCUUCUCGCUCGUCCGCCGGGGACCCCCCUUCUUCCCCUUGCGCUCCUCCCUUCGCAAUCCCCCUCACAUCCGCUCACCCCCGGCCAGUUGGUGGUCCUGGCCAAUUAGUCGGGUACCAGGGCGAUAUUGUUACUUUUUCAUGACCCAGUGGCUUUGAUAUUUUUUUAAUUGCCUGUAUUUGGUAUCACUGUGAGGUGUAGCUGUGUGGAUUCGGAAGGAGACGCAGAGAGAAGAGAGACGCGCGCGCAACCAUGCUGACCAAAUCCGCUUCCAUGGGCACCACAGUCCUCUCAUUCAUGUCCCAAUUUUCUGCCACUUCGAGGGACGGCAGCAAGACAAACCAGCCAACUCCCAAUUCGUCACCUCCCCCCGACGCGGCGACACCUUUUCCUCCAUACAACCUCAAGUCACACCCGACUUCAAAUCCACCAACAACACAACAUCAACGUCAACAAUCCCAAUCCCAAAAAACAGAACCCUUUCCAGAACCGCCCGCCAGUUUCGGCCAGCGCCCCGCAACCCCUACUUCGCCCGCGCGUCCACCAUCCGAAUAUGCGUCAUCGCCCGCCAACGGAACUGCCAACAGCUCGCCCGUAAAUAGCCCCAGAUCCGUCACUGGCCGCCAACGCAGCUCCUCCCGCCCACUUUCAAUGGUAAUGCCAUACCAGCCGCCCCUCAUGGAUAUCAACGAAGAUACCAUUCCCGAGCUUCAGCCCAUCUUCACUUUCCUGAAUAGCCAUGCGAACAAGCUGUACCAGGAGGGCUACUUCCUAAAGUUGGACGACCAAAACACACAGGGCAAGCCCAAUCCCGACCGCACCUGGACUGAGUGCUUCGCUCAGCUCGUCGGAACCGUAUUGUCACUAUGGGACGCAGCAGAGCUCGAUGCCGCUGGCGAGGACGGCGAGAUCCUCCCCAAAUUCAUCAACUUGACUGACGCUUCCAUCAAAAUGAUCGAAUCCCUACCAACACGAUCGAAUGACGAACAGCCGCUGCAGAAUAUCCUCAGCGUCUCGACUGCCGGCAGGAACCGUUAUCUGCUGCACUUCAACUCGCACCAUUCAUUGAUCCAAUGGACUGCUGGCAUCAGGCUCGCUAUGUACGAGCACUCGACCCUGCAGGAGGCGUACACCGGUGCCUUGAUCGCCGGCAAGGGCAAGUCCCUCAACAACAUCAACCUCAUCAUGGAUAGACAAAAGUUCAAGACCGAGGAAUGGGUGCGCGUGCGGUUCGGCGCCGGAGUCCCCUGGAGGCGGUGCUGGUGUGUCAUUUCUCCCCCCGACGAGAAGGAGUAUGCAAAGGCCCAGAAGGAGAUGCGCAAAAAGUCGCCUUACGACCGUUCCACGCCGAUUCUCAAGGGAGACAUCAAGUUCUACGACACCAAGAAGGAUGGCAAGAAGCAGAAGAAGGCUCGCCCCAUUGCCACCAUUACCGAUGCCUACUCUUCCUACGCCAUCUACCCGCAGGCCAAGUCGCUGAUUGAUGCAUCAACGCUCCUUAAGAUUGAGGGAAACAUCACCAUCCACUCUGACCCGCCGUCGUCCACCGAGGGUUUCGUCUUCAUCAUGCCCGAAACUCACCCUGCCGUCAGCGGCUUCGAGAUGCUGCUGCGCUUCCUCUUCCCCACCUGGGAUACCUUCUGCCUCUACGGCCGCCCCGGCAGACUCGUGGCCAGUGUCCUCGACCCGAGAUCACUCAUGUUUGCCAUGCCAAAGCACCGAAGAUACGGUUACCUCGAGAUUCUUGACGUUACUGGAUUGAUCUUGGAAGAAGGCAGCUCAAGCUGGUCGGAACGUGAUUGGAGAAAGAAGCUCAAGGAGCUCACUGGUAAGCGAAUGAAUGCCAUGGAUGAGUCCCAAGCCACCCGUCAAAGAAGCGGAAGCAAGAAGAGCAACCGUCUCAGCUUCGGCAAUGGCACCUCCAGCCCUGUGCCGGCCAAGCCUAGAGUCGGCUUUGCAUCUGAUGCCAUUUCAAACCGGUCUUCUCGAUCCAUGUCACUGGGCACACCCAACCGCUCAGAGAGUACACCUGUCACGACUUCUCGUGCGCCUCCUGCAUUGGCUGGUAUCAUGAACAAAGCAAACCAUGCACGCAACUCUUCGGAUCCUCAUCUGCUUGGUCACACACCCCAGCGCCCUGAGGACCGUGGCUACGACAGCUCGUACAGCAACUCCUACAACAACUCACCGGCACGUUCGCCAGCCAGAGGUCCCUCACCAGCCCGUGGCCCGCCCCCGGCGAGAGGAAUUCUUCGCUCAGGAACCCAGAGCUCUGAAGAAGACACAGCCCGGAGCACACCGGUGCGAGAGAUUGAGGGAACUGUGCGCCAGAUGGAGUCGCCAGAGCCUGUUGCUGCUCCCCCUGCAUUCAACUACGGUCCUAACUCCAAGCCUGCGGGCAAACCUUACCACUCUCCAGAUCUUCGCAGGGCUACUACUCGAUUGUCCAACACUACCCUUUCCCAGUUGACGAAGGCAGGCGGAUUCGUGAUUCCCCCCGAUAGCCCAUCUGAUGCGUCGUCUGAGCGGAGGAGUGGGGAGGAUGCUGCGCCAUCUGGUCCUUUGGUACAUCCUCAAGCUUAUCCCGACCACCAUGUAGGAGGCACUGCUAACGAUACAAUGUCUCGUGAAGCUCUGACCCCUAACCAAACCCCUCCUCCCUCCGGUGGUCUCCCGCCCCCUAUUCCGCCCAUGAACCAGAAGCGUUCCCGAUCGCCCCUUGCCCAGCAGACGUUCGGCCCCCCCAGCCCUCACCCUCAGGGUCCCUUGCCUCCCAAUCCUCAAAGUCGAGGCCUUCAAGAUGCGAGACCCCCUCCCCCUCCUGAACAUUUGGAAGGCCUUGAGCAGAUGAGAAGCCCAGUCGAAGGACAUCCCCCUCAGAUCCGUCCUCAGCCGUCAUUCAGCAACUUUUCGCGACCCGAUGGCACACGAACUCCCCCCUUGGGUGGACCAGGCCGAGUGCCUACUCCGGAAAUGCGAAACCGCGGCAUGAACCCUCAGGCGAUGGGGCCGCCGCCACCCCCGCAUGGUAGAGACCCUCGGGCUCAGGGCCGCGGUGUCCCGCUCCCCGGAAUCGAUACGAACCCCGCCUUCCAGCGCAAACCACUGCCGGCUCGAUCGGACAGCUUGAGAAGCCCUCAGCAACAGACACCCAUCUCAGCCUCCAGCGGUGGCAGUUGGGGCAACAACAUUAUCGAUCAGGCGGGAUUCCAGCAAAUCCAACCCCGCGAUCCUAGACAGCGGACACCGGUACCUGAGCAGCAGAUCAACAGAGCUCAGACACAGAGGAGCGAUGCCAGCUACUACGAUGACGCAUCGUCAACAGCGAGCCCAGACUACGCUAGCCGCAAGUCCAGCGAGACACAGCGCUCUCAAAAGUCUUUCGAGCGGCCCAGAGCAGGUGUGUUGAAGACCGUGGGCGGCGCCGACUCUGACAAUGGAGAGUUCGCCAUUCCUGAUGUCAACUUUGGGCCUACCGUCAACUACGGCGCCAAUCAGCCCGCGAGAAACAAGACACCUACGCCCAUGACCUAUCAAGCCACGCCCGGCCCUCAGCGACCAUUCUCCCCGGUCGCCAUAAAGUCUCCCACUGGCAAUGACCCCAGCCAUAACCGUCAAGAGUCUGAGGACACGGUCAGGAAGGUCGCUUGGCAACCUGGUGCCGCCGCUGUUCCCAGCGGUCCAGGCAUGAGCGCGGAGCAGUUUGUCCAGCAGCGCGCUGCCCAACCGGCUGCUCCCAUGUACGCCCACAAUAGGACGCCCUCUGGCAACAUCCUUACUAUGCGAUCGAUGACCCCGACUCCCGCCAUGACCCGAAGCGGUUCUCAAGAGAUGCUCGCCCGUCACUCUCGCAGCAGCUCGGCAGAUCUUCUGCAGCGUCCCGGCUCUCGCGGCGCCAACGCCGUUCUUGACAUGACUAGCAGUGGUGAGGUAUCAUCUCACCUGUCGGCGCGCGAACAGGAGCACGUCGCUCGCAUGACGGGCUCACCGCUCAUUACGAUGGCCGGCAACCGCAAUGCGAACCAGCAGCAGCAGGGAGCCGGCUUGGUCGGCGCGAUCCACGCCCGUGAGCAGGAGAGACAGCGGGCCAAGCAGGGUAUGAACACGCAGGCGGUGCAGCAAGCCAUCAACCAGCGCCAGCAGCAACAAGCCAUGGUCUACCAGCAGCAGCUUCAACGUCAGCAGCAACAGCAGGUUUACCAACAGCAACAAAUGUAUGCCCAGCAGCAGCAGCCCAUGUCUCCUGGGGGCAUGAUCCCUCAGGGCAUGUACACUCAGAGCAACAUGUCUGUUGGCCAAAUGAGCCAAAUGGGUCCAAUGAGCCCAAUGGGUCAGAUGAGUCAGAUGGGUCAGAUGGGCCAAAUGGGUCAGCCGAGGGGACAGCCCAACGGAUACGCAACCGGGCCUGCGCAGAACUUCGGCUACGCUCAGGGCAGCAGCUACGGCCCCGCGAGUAACUACGGCGGCGGCGCGGCCAGCACUUACGGAGGUGCUGUCAGCAACUUUGGCGGCCAAGGAGGCGGAUACAGCCAGGGAGGUUCUUAUGCCAACCCGAUGGCCAUGCGCCAGGGUCGCCAAUCACCCGGACCUCAGAUGAUGGAUCCCCGAUUCAUGCAGCAACAACAGCAGCAACAGGGCCAGUACUCCCCGGGCCCUCGUCAGGGUGGACGUGGACAAGCCUAUCCGGCGACAUACCAGGGACAGGCUUUUUAGAAGACUUGAGAGGUUGAAUGAGAUGAAGGAGAUGCAGAUGGAGAGAGGAGAGAGAAGAAGUUUGGUUUUUAUUGACUGAGUAGAUACCAGCAGACGGGGCAAUGUGCCCUUGUCUUGGAAGAAGUGUAACAUCAUCUGGAACGGCCACAUGGAAGGCGUUUGAAGAGACGUAACUACAACCAUAGGAAAAGCUGGUUGUAGGUUUUGGUCCUAGACAGGACAAGCAUUUGGGAUUUUCUUUUGUUGAGUAGAGGCUGGGUAAUAGCAUGGCCGACGGUUGGCAUUGAUGACUAGCAGAGACGGCCGAACAUAAAUGACGAGAAAGAAUUAGCAUAACAAGACGAGAUUUUCUACGA